Molecule: messenger RNA, 1887 nt
Organism: Delphinapterus leucas (beluga whale)
Lineage: Eukaryota; Metazoa; Chordata; Mammalia; Artiodactyla; Monodontidae
Gene: SAAL1
Product: serum amyloid A like 1
Biological process (GO): positive regulation of synoviocyte proliferation
Cellular component (GO): nucleoplasm
Source: RefSeq, a predicted model, not a curated record
UCCUUCGGCGGUUUCCGGAGCUGCUCUCGCGCGCCGGAGGAGGCCAAGUCAUGGACCGCAAUCCCUCUCCGCCGCUGCGGAGUCGGGACGAGGAGGAGGAGGAGGAGGCGGCCGUGGGGGACUGCAUAGGCAGCACGGUCUACAGCAAGCACUGGCUCAUCGGCGUCCUCACCGGACUCAUGCAGAUUGUUAGCCCUGAAAACUCGAAAUCCAGCUCAGAUCAUGAGGAGCAGCAGAUGGAGCUUGAUGAAGAAAUGGAGAAUGAAAUUUGCAGAGUGUGGGAUAUGUCAAUGGAUGAGGAUGUGGCUUUGUUUCUCCACGAAUUUAAUGUUCCUGACAUAUUUAUGGGAAUAUUGGCCAAAUCCAAAUGUCCUCGAUUAAGAGAAAUCUGUGUGGGAAUUUUAGGUAAUAUGGCCUGUUUCCAAGAGAUAUGUGUGUCCAUCAGCAGUGAGAAAAAUCUUGGCCAGGUACUAUUGUACUGUUUGUGUGAUUCAGACCCUCCUACUCUGCUGGAAACAAGCAGGUUGUUGCUUACUUGCCUUUCCCAGACAGAAGUGGCCGUUGUCUGGGUUGAAAGAAUCCGAGAACAUCCAGCUAUUUAUGAUAGCAUUUGCUUCAUCAUGUCAAGUUCAACAAAUGUUGACUUGCUGGUGAAGGUCGGGGAGGUUGUGGACAAGCUCUUUGAUUUGGAUGAGAAGCUAAUGUUGGAAUGGAUUAGAAAUGGGGCUGUUCAGCCUCUGGACCAACCCCAGGAAGAUUCUGAACAGCAGCCAGUGUUUCGAAUUGUGCCCUGUGUACUUGAAGCUGCCAAACAAGUACGUUCUGAAAAUCCAGAAGGGCUCGAUGUUUACAUGCAUAUCUUACAGCUGCUGACUACAGUGGAUGAUGGAAUUCAAGCAAUUGUACGGUGUCCUGAUACUGGAAAAGACACUUGGAAUUUACUUUUUGACCUGGUGUGCCAUGAAUUCUGCCAGUCUGAUGAUCCACCCAUCAUACUUCAAGAACAGAAAACAGUGCUAGCCUCUGUUUUUUCAGUGUUGUCCGCCAUCUAUGCCUCACAGGCUGAACAGGAGUAUCUAAAGAUAGGAAAAGUAGAUCUUCCUCUAAUUGACAGCCUGAUUCGUGUCUUACAAAAUAUGAAACAUUGUCAGAAGAAACCAGAGAACUCAGCAGAGUCUAACACAGAAGAAACUAAAAAGUCUGAUUUAACCCAGGAUGACUUCCACUUGAAAAUCUUGAAGGAUAUUUCAUGUGAAUUUCUGUCUAAUAUUUUCCAAGUUUUAACAAAGGAGACUGUAGCUCAGGGACUAAAGGAGGGCCAAUUAAGCAAACAGAAGUGUUCCUGUGCAUUUGAAAACCUUCUUCCUCUCUAUAACCCUGUGGUAGAAGACUUCCUCAAAAUCCUACGUGAAGUUGAUAAGACCCUUGCUGGCAACCUGGAGGAAAGCUUCCCAAGUUUGAAGGUUCAGACUUAAAAACUAGUGGAAUUCCUCUGCUGAAGAAAUGAACUCUAUUUUCCUUGCUGACAGUUGAAAUUGACAAACAGGAAAUAUUAGACCAUAAUUGUUCGGUAUUAUACUCAUGCCCUUCUCCUCCAGCAUUUUUGUUUGGCAUUGGAAUCUAGUUUCACUACCAUCAAACAUCAUCUCCCCCCACCCCGCUUCUUUUUUGUAUUGGUUGUGCAGUGUUUUGUCUUCUUCAGGUAAAGAAGACAAAAUACAAGCUUAUCAUUGAGGUUCUUUUUUGAAUAUUUGAGGGGUUGGUGAGGAUUUUCUUUGUAACUCUUAAUUUGAUUUUUUAAUUUGAUUUUUUUGAAAGUAUCCCUGCUGAAAAGAAUUGAACUAUAAAAUUAAAAUCGUACCGAUUAAACUCUAAUUGGUAGGUUUA